Messenger RNA from Ceratina calcarata, 1834 nucleotides. RefSeq lists its product as uncharacterized. The transcript has 4 exons. The record is from RefSeq and is a predicted model, not a curated record. The coding region runs from base 330 to 1154 and encodes 274 amino acids. Lineage: Eukaryota; Metazoa; Arthropoda; Insecta; Hymenoptera; Apidae.
UAUUUAAUAAUUCAAGCAAGCGAAUAUUGGAAAUUGCAAAUUUGCAUUGGAAUGUGCAAAUUUUUUAUUAUGUACUUGUGUAUAUCGUUUUAAAGAAACAAUUCAUUUUACUGUUCUUCAAAAUUGUAAUUAAGAUUUCAAUGCUAUGCUAAUAUCUGUACCUAUCUGUUGUUAGUUUUGAUUCCAUACAAAGACAAUUUAUAAAUUAUAAUUUCUUUUUUGUGACGCUAUAUGUCGCUUGAAUUAUAUCAAUGUAUGUUAUUUUGGAAAAAACUUUAAACGUAUAAAAAAAUAAAACAAUUAAGAAGCAUUUUGUGAAGUUGAAAAAAAUGGUAAAAAAGAGAGGAAUUGUGUGGAACUAUUAUAACAAGAAGAUACUAGGAUCUCAAGUGAUAGCAUUCUGUAAAUUUUGUAAUCAAUCAUACAUUCAAAAUGCUACUCGUAUGGAACGACAUAUGGGAAGAUGUUCAAAGUGUCCGGAAGAUGUCAAACAACAGUUUAUUCAAGUGGCACAUUCAAAGAAACAUAAAAGUGAUAGCACUGACAAUAAACUAAAUGAUCGAUGGCCGAAACAAGAAUCGCCAGUUGAUUCAAGUAUUACAGAUACAAAAUUAGAAGAUUUUUAUGAGUGGAAUUAUAAGAGUCAAUCAUAUUUAGCUGACACAGUGCAACAACAGAUUAAUUUCAUAAAACAUAAUAACACACAGAACUGGACAAGUCAAAAUAAUGUAACCAAGAGCAAUGAUACACAUACAAAAUGUACCAGCAGAAAUUGGGAAAAUCAAAAUGAUACGGGAACCAUUGCGUCUGCUGGAAUUCAAGAGCAAACAAGUUCAGUUCAACAAACAAAAUCAUAUAGUCCAAAGGAAAUAUUCCAAUGGCCAGUUUCUGCGCAAACGUAUGAACCCUCCUCUUUAAGGAACAAAAUAUAUCAAGAACAAUUGUUAGAAAAAUGUGCCUUAAGAAGAGCUGCAGAAUUGGAUGUGCAGCGUAAAAUGUUGGAACUAGAAAGAUUUCAGUGGGAAUAUGAAAGAGACAAAUUACAGACUGAAGUCCGCUGGGCUCAUGAAACUCGUAUGAUGCAGUUUAAAGAAGAAAGAGAAAGGCAGUUAACUGAGCAGAGUAGAAUAAGAACACCUUCCAGUAUAAUUUAAUUGCAGAUAACGCAUUUUCCACAUUGAUAAUCAAUAUUAUUUACACAAAAAACAUUUUUAUAGUUGAAGUUAAGUUUAUUUUUAAGACAUAUGUGAAUAUUACAAGAUAAUUGGGGAGACUAUAAAAAGUAUACUGUCAACUUAAAAUGAAAAUAUAUUUCUUACGUAAAUAAGCGUGUUGCAAAUGUUAUGUCGUAAUAAUACAUUAAAAAUUGGCUGAUUUUAACAAAUAAAACACAACGAAGUCUAGCAAUGACGACUUCUAACUCGCAGAGUAAUAGAUCAGUAGUAGGUGACGCUAAAUACAAUGUACAAGGCAUACCACUUGGGAGACAUUGCUAUGUUUUUGGUUUAAUCGUGAAGGAAAUUUUAGCUCUCAACAAACAUUUUCCUAUGUCUGGGAGAAACAUGAUCAACAGCAACAGAAGUACGAUCGAAGGGUCACCUUUUGCUGUUAUUACUGUCCUGACAGAGUUAGUAUACAGAGUUGUCUGUAACGCGGAAGAAGCCGACACUUUGGAUGAUAAAAAGGGAAAUGUACAUUUUCAAUUGUACGCUUACUAAUGAUCGGGGAUGGUGAAAAAAUAAUGCGAACCAAAUACCAUACAAUAUGAUUUAAUUGUACAGGAGAAACUUGUGUUUAAGAACACACUCGCAACUGCGUGUUCUUUUUAUUUAUC